This is a messenger RNA of Cantharellus anzutake, 1081 nucleotides long. RefSeq names its product zinc-finger of the MIZ type in Nse subunit-domain-containing protein. Gene Ontology annotation, biological process: double-strand break repair via homologous recombination; protein sumoylation; protein ubiquitination. Gene Ontology annotation, cellular component: nucleus; Smc5-Smc6 complex. Gene Ontology annotation, molecular function: ubiquitin-protein transferase activity; zinc ion binding; SUMO ligase activity. The transcript is spliced from 7 exons. The record is from RefSeq and is a predicted model, not a curated record. Lineage: Eukaryota; Fungi; Basidiomycota; Agaricomycetes; Cantharellales; Hydnaceae. Bases 277 to 951 code for a protein of 224 amino acids.
AAUCGAACCAGGCCCCUGGGUCCGAUAAUGACGAGGAUGAGGUGGAUGAUGGUGAUGACCAGAAACUCCAGGAGGAAUUGAACGAACUGAUUGAAAACUUCACCGACCAACCACUUCCCCCAUGUGAGUGAAUCGCUGCCACCGCCACCUAGUCAGAAAAUCUUCUUGUAAUCGCUCUUCCCAGCGGACAAACAACAGAUCCUCCUACUGGGCAGCCACUGGGAUUCCUUGGCGAAGAAUUGGGAAGGUGCAUAUGAAACGUUCAAAAAUACCGCAAUGCUGCUCGAGGGAGAGCUUCCGAGAACUAUUUUGUACAUCCUUACGACCCCCGGCCAGGAAGUCCAAAAACUCGAUGCCUCCUUCAAAACCCUAAUAGAUGCGGAGGCCUCAAUCGGGGAUCAUCAGAAGGCUCUCAGACAAGUGGCUCUUCAAGUUGGGCAGCGAACCCUAUCAAGCAGUGCGAAGGAACUAUACACUAAAGAAGUUAAGAAGGGUAAAAUGGCAUAUGAAGCCAAAACAACGCGCCAGAAAUACGCGAAGAACAAUUUAUACGGCUCAUUUAGAGAAGACAUAUGGAAUGCGAGACAUCCUGAGGAGCCCAUGGAUCCUAUCAUCAACUCAAUUCCUCGGGAGGAAGGAGAUGAAGAGGACGAGGAUGACUUCGAAGUUGGAGGCACAACCCAGGAUCUCAAAUGUCCUCUUUCACUCACAUUAUUCGAAGACCCUGUCACGGCCAAAAAAUGCAAACAUUCAUUCUCCAAAAAGUCCAUCAACGAAUACCUUCAUGGUCGACCGAAAGAAUGUCCUGCUACUGGUUGCCAUGAGAUAAUCUCGCCUCACGACCUUGAGGUUAAUCGUGGGCUAGAAUUUAGAGUGAAGGCUAGAAUACGAAGGGAAAAGGAGAAAGCCGAAGAAAAUGAGAACAUUGAAAUCGAGUCCGAUGAAGAGUGAGGACGUGCUUAUACUAAGGAUUGAACAUCCUGCCAGUUUUCUGCUCAUUUAUGUAUAUGUGUAUAUGUAUUUUGCCUUGAUUUGUAGCCAGCAUAUCGGGAUUGGGUGUCACUCAUACCGAGUCAGAGAC